This is a messenger RNA of Candidula unifasciata, 266 nucleotides long. The record is from the annotation of a GenBank genome assembly. NCBI's taxonomy places the organism in Eukaryota, Metazoa, Mollusca, Gastropoda, Stylommatophora, Geomitridae.
AUGAAGACAACCAAGAAUCUGGUGGUCAGCUUCUGCAUCCUUGUGGUUGUCUUCAGUGUGUUCUCCUUGGGACAAACAUGGCGUCCCCAGGGAAGAUUCGGGAAAAGAUUAAGCCCAGACAAUGUCCAGGUUCCGGAUUUCAGGUUAUCCUUGACGAGUGAGAUCCCGGUUGAAGCGUUUUUCUCCAAAGAAGACUUCUCACAAUUCAAGUCCAUACCUCGGCUAUGCUCAGUAUCUGGAAUCAAAGGAUAUCCGCUUUGUGACUU